AUGACAUCCACGCAGCACAACGGUGUCAACGGCCACUCCCAGAACGGCGCACCACCGAAAAUCAAAGUCAAGUCGCCCAUUUCUCUGGCCCACGUCGUGCUCCGCACGUCCAACUACGAGCCCAUGGUGCAGUUCUGGCAGGCGUUCCUGGGUGCCGAGAUCUCCUUCAAGGACGACCAGCUGGCCUUCCUCCGCUACGACGCCGAGCACCACCGCAUCGCCAUCAUCAACGUGCCCGGCACGGGGCCCAAGGUGCCCACCUCGGCGGGCCUGGAGCACAUCGCCUUCACGUUCGAGACGCUCGACGACCUGACCGAGUCGUACCGGCAGCGCAAGGCCCUGGGCAUGACACCGUGCUGGUGCACCAACCACGGGCCCACCACCAGCAUUUACUACCGAGACCCCGACGGCAACCGCAUCGAAACCCAGGUGGACAACUUCGACACGGUGGACGAGGCGAACGCCUUCAUGGCGGGGCCGCUGUACAGAGAGAACCCCAUCGGCACCGACUUUGACCCGGAGGAUCUGAUCAAGCGGCUCAAGGCGGGAGAGGACCACAGGAGUAUCAAAACCAGGAUUGAAAUCGGGAAGAGGGGCUUGCCGGAGGACUUUUGA
Messenger RNA from Fonsecaea pedrosoi CBS 271.37, 615 nucleotides. RefSeq lists its product as uncharacterized. Bases 1 to 615 code for a protein of 204 amino acids. The transcript has a single exon. NCBI's taxonomy places the organism in Eukaryota, Fungi, Ascomycota, Eurotiomycetes, Chaetothyriales, Herpotrichiellaceae. The record is from RefSeq and is a predicted model, not a curated record.